AUGCCUCAAUUCAUACAGCAGAUGAAAGAUGCUAGCAACUCUCCAAAGUCAUUCAAGGAGUUUGUGCAAACCUCGAGUAGUGAUGGGCCUGUUCGACACAACAAGGAUCUACUCCCAAGCCCUCCUGAGGACCGUAGAUGGCGAUGGCAACACUACUUCGCCUACUACCUGACGAUGACGUUCAGUCCAAGCAGUUACAACCUCGGAGCCUCGCUCGUCUCUAUCGGCCUUCUUUGGUGGCAUGGAAUGAUUGCUGCUGUCAUCGGAUCUGCCAUAUUGACCGUCCUGGUUGUACUCAACUCAAGAGGUGCGAUCAAGUAUUUCGUGGGCUUUCCAGUAUACGUCCGUGUGGCAGCAGGUGUCAGAGGCUCUUCGUUGUACAUCCUCGUCAGAGCUGUCGUUGCUAUCAUCUAUUUUGCCACGCAGACAUACUAUGGUGGACGCAUCACAUCCGUAUUCAUGCGCGGAAUCUUCGGUAACGGAUACCACAACAUCCCAAAUCAUCUGCCGGCCAGCGCUGGUAUUACUUCUCGGGAUCUGCUUAGCUUCUUCAUUUUCUGGAUGAUCCAAAUGCCUGUCAUGUUCAUCCACCCCAGAGUUCUCCGCCACUUGUUCGUCGUCAAAGCAGUUUACACUACAAUCUCUCUGCUCGGCGUGCUCGGCUGGGUCAUCAGCGCGAACGGAGGGAAGAUUGGCGACUUCAAAUAUACCACCAAACAGACCCAGCUGUCAGGUCAUGACCUCAUCUGGCCGAUGAUCUCUGCCAUCAACUCUGUGAUGGGAGCUCUCGCGCCUGUCUUGAUCAAUCAGCCAGAUAUAGCUCGUUACGGUCAUUCUUAUGGCGACGUGACUUGGAGCCAAGGCGUCGGUAUACUUCUCAGCAAGGUUCUGGUGAUGUUCAUCAGCACAGCUACCACAGCCGCAGCGACUACCGUCCUAGGAAAGUCAUAUUGGAACGUCUGGGAUCUCUACAGUGCCAUUCUCGACCAGUACUGGAGUCCAGGCGCGCGUGCAGGCAUGGUGUUUGCAAGCUUUGGCAUGAUGCUGGCCGUGCUGGUCACGAAUGCCGGAAGCAACUCGCUUCCUGUCGGUGCCGACUUGACCGGCAUAUGGCCGCGCUGGUUGACAAUCGUCCGAGGACAGGUUCUGUGCGCGUGUUUGGCACCUCUUCUCGUCCCCUGGAAGAUCAUCGCAUCGGCGACAUCAUUCCUCACGUUCCUGGGCUCUUAUACUGUGUUCCUCAUGCCUAUCUGCGCAUGCAUGGUUGCCGACUACUGGCUUGUAAGAAGAGGUAACAUACAUGUACCUUCUUUGUAUGUGUAUUCGCCUGAGAGCCCAUACACAUACUACAAAGGCUGGAACCUGCGUAUGCUUGCUGCUUGGAUUGCAGGUGUGGCUUUCGUCAUCCACGGUAUAGCUGGAUCAUUAGAUCCCGACUCGGUGAACCAAGCUUCGAAGAACAUGUACAAGCUAGGCUUCAUCUUAUCCUUCUGCAUGGGUGGCCUGGUAUAUUACACCCUCUGCUUGAUAUGGCCAGUCCAGGUCCUACCACAAGGAUUGGAAAGACCGCUCGUCUUCGAGGAGCUCGCGGCGAAUGAAGGCUGCUUUGAUCAUGAGAACGUCGGGACGAUUACCGGAGUGCCGGACGGGGAGGAUGUAGACAACGUUUCCACUCAUCACUAUGUUGCCGAAGGGAAAGACAGUAAAGUCUGA
Molecule: messenger RNA, 1713 nt
Organism: Aureobasidium namibiae CBS 147.97
Lineage: Eukaryota; Fungi; Ascomycota; Dothideomycetes; Dothideales; Saccotheciaceae
Exons: 3
Coding region: 1-1713 (570 amino acids)
Biological process (GO): transmembrane transport; nucleobase transport
Cellular component (GO): plasma membrane
Molecular function (GO): nucleobase transmembrane transporter activity
Source: RefSeq, a predicted model, not a curated record